GAAUAUGAACCGUAAAUCAAAUGUCUUCACGUAACUGACGAAAUGGGUAUAAAACGUGAAGCUCGAUUCGGCCGCUAUCUACAGUAGCGUUUAACAUUUCCCAUUUCAACGAUUGGACCGGUCGAGAUGCAGGCAGGUACUCAGGAAUCCGUGAUCGAUGCAACCGACGAAACACCGGAAUGGCUUAAUGCAGAAUAUUUUGAAAAAGUGCUCCAGAAAGUACGAGAUGAUACAAGUCUUAGCGUUCAACAGGUUGAAGUGAAGUCUGCUUUUCCGAAAGGUGUGAACUACGCUAGUAUUAUCUACCGAGUUCGGGUAGUUUUCCGUGCGAAAGAUCAAUUUAACUGUACUCGAAGUUAUAUCGUCAAAGCAAUGCCGGAAGAAGGAUUGGCAAAACAGAAACUCGGUGAAUACAACGUUCACGGGAAAGAAAUGGAUAUUUAUCAACUUGUUAUACCCGAAUUGAAACAGUUAAUGCGAUCGAUUGGAGAUAAUUCCGUUCUUUAUCCAACUACAUUGACUAUUGAUAGAACGAAAAAUAUAAUGGUUUUCGAUGACCUCUCUUCAAAGGGUUAUAUAAUGGCAGAUCGAUUCGCAGGACUAGAUUUACUUCACACUAAAUUAACCCUCAAACUGAUGGCAAAAUUACAUGCUGGCUCACUGGAGUUAACAUCAAUGCAUCCUACAAUUUUCAAAGGAUACAAAACCGGAAUGGUAACCCGUGAAACCGAUGCGUUCUACCCGUUGUUCUAUUCAAACUUUGACGCGUUAACCGAAGAAAUCAGUACAUGGGAUCAGGAAUGGCAUUACUAUGCAAACAAACUUCGGAAACUGCGGCCUCACUUUGUCGAACAAGGACUGAAAGUUUAUGAUCACCAAAGCGACGAUGAUCUACGGGUUCUGUCACACAGUGAUUUGUGGGUCAACAAUCUUCUGUUCAAAUACGACGCAAACGGAAAACCAAUAGAUGUUGUCCUUCUGGAUUUCCAGUUCUGCUGCUAUAGCACACCGAUCGUCGAUUUGUGCUAUUUCAUUUUUACAUCUACCCAAGAUUUCCUAAGACAGAACUGCUUUGAUGAACUUGUGCAAUAUUAUUACUAUAAUCUAGCGAACUAUGUGAAGAAAUUGAAGUACACAGGAAAAUUUCCUACUCUACAUGAGUUCCAAAGGCAGCUCUUGAAGAAAUUAUUCUACGCCGUUUUCACGAGCAUUGUAUGCUUGCCGGUGCAGAUUAAUGAGGAUACAACCGACGCCGAUUUCGACGCUCUUCUAGGGAGUGAUGAACGGGCGUGUCGUUUUCGGAAAACCGUCAUGAGCAACAAAAAGUAUCACAAAAUCAUCAAAGGGCUCUUACCGACCUUCGACCGAAAAGGUUUACUCGAAAAGUUAGAGUGACAUCAUAAAGUCACUCGACUCAAGCGUACUGCUGUUGGUAGUACGCCUCAGGACACGGCACUUGGUCGGAAAGCUUGAAUAGUACCACUAAAAUUAAACUUUAUUUUGGAAUAAGUUUUUCUGGAGGGUGUAUCAAAUAUGAGGUUCAUUUGGUUUUCGGAUUUCACUCACAUAUUGUCGUAAGUGUAAAAUAAACGUAAAUUGAUAUUCCCCUGAAAUUAACUCAUAUGUGUAAUAAAUAUUCGUAUAUAUUAGAUCUCAGGAAAAUUAUAGACGAUUUCAGAAAAAAAUAUUUGCUUUAAUAAAGAUAAGAAGUACCAAAUUUUCCUUGCGGUUAAGCUACCUCUUUUGGUGUGAGUACAUCUUACUUUACUAUGGCCACCUAUUCAAAAUUCGCCCUGUAGAAAAAUGGAUACACAGUUCGAAAAAUUCUUGAUCUUGAUUUUACAUCUUAUAAGAUGCACAUAAAUGGAGCGUCGUAUUUCGCACAAAUUUUUAUUCAAGAACACGUAAAAUUGUGUGAUUUGAAAAUUACAUGGCUUGAAUUCGAACAAAAUAAAAAAAACAAAAGAUAAAUAGCAGCAGUGCGACUUGAACCGAAAAACAUUAGAUCACAAGCACAUCGGUUACUCGACUGAACUACAGAGCUCAUAUCUAUUCAUUGAAUAAUUGAUACAUAUAAAUCCAUACAGUGGCACUUAGUAGCCGAGUACAAAUUACACUCGGCGCGUUCAAAAUUCUAUGCGAGUGGAAUGUUGCGUCAUUUGAAAGAUUAAGUAGUUGUGAAUUGUAUCGUUUGUAAAAAUCUGUCACCUUUAAAGCACAUAAUUUUUUUCUGUGUAGAACUUAAUCGUGAAUAUCUCGAGUUGUACUAAACGAAACAGCAUAAUUCUUUCUCCAUGUAAUCAGAAAUAUGAUCAGCAAUUUAUGAUUAAACUUUCAACAAUGUGAGAUAACCAUACAUAACUCAAAAAUAUAGUUCUUUCAAACUUUUGUGAUCAA
Molecule: messenger RNA, 2397 nt
Organism: Malaya genurostris
Lineage: Eukaryota; Metazoa; Arthropoda; Insecta; Diptera; Culicidae
Exons: 2
Coding region: 127-1395 (422 amino acids)
Source: RefSeq, a predicted model, not a curated record